GAUCUUAAUAAUAUUCCCACCAAGAUGUUUUAAAAGAAGCCUUUCCUUCUACCUGAAAUCUCGUAAGUUUGAACUAAUGAUUGCGUACAACCCCUUGCUUUGCGUCAAUGGCUAGCCUUUUUACUCUCCGAGGUAGCAUCACUCUUGAAGAUGCAUUAGACGAGGACGACGAUGUGCUGGCGCAGCUACGUUAUCCGGAACAGAAGAAGAAAUUUUGGGCCUCAUUAGUAGCCCGAAAACUCGACAUCGAGGCUCUGGUUCGUUAUCAUUUAGGCGUUGACUGGUGCUAUAUAUGCACGACGGAAGUUUGGGGGUCAGGCAGUUUCAACGUGGUCAUCCCUAUUCUUAUUCGAGCUAAGACUCUAGGAGGUAAUGAGCGAGUAUAUCUUCGUUUUCCAUUACCGUAUAAAAUUGGCGAGGCCGAGUAUAAAGGGAACGUAGAGGAAAAGCUUCGGACAGAAAUCGCAACGUACAUAUGGUUUCAGCAAAAUUGCUCCGAUGUCCCUAUUCCAACUUUGUAUGGGUUUGGGCUACCGGAUGGGAGCUAUUUUUCGCAUCCAAGUAAAACACCGUUUUUGCUGAGAAUAUUGUGGGGGCUACGACGCCGGUUGCUCGCAUUCUUCGGCUUUCCGGUCCCAUCUCACUACAUACGACGCAGAUUCCAAAGCUCCUUCGAUAUGGGGUAUAUGAUCCUAAGUGCAGCCAAAGGCCGCACUCUUGCCUUCUCGUGGGAAAAACACCGCCAUGACAAGGCCUACCGACAGAGGCUUUUUCGCGACAUGGCGCGCAUCUGUCUGUCUAUUAACAGAACUCCUCUGCCGCGCAUUGGUUCACUUAGCUUUAACUCAACGGGCGUCGUCAAUCUAUCAAACCGCCCACUGGAUAUGUAUUUUCAUAUGCUUGAAAAUGAGGGCAUCCCAUCCGGCAUCCCACGGCAGAGGACUUACACUUCAAUUGAACCUUAUAUAUCUGAUUGUCUCGUCAUGCAAGAUAACAAGCUACUCUACCAGCCGAACGCCAUUCAUGACCAGGAAGACGGGGAAAUGCAGCUUGCAGCUUUGACCGCCUUGCGAGCCACCAUGCAUCACUUUGUUCGUCCCGACUAUCGAGAUGGCCCUUUCUACUAUACGCUUACGGACCUCCAACAGAACAACAUAUUCGUUGACGAGAAAUGGAAUAUUCAAACUAUUAUUGACCUCGAGUGGGCGCAAGCCCAACCUAUUGAAAUGCAGCUUCCGCCGUACUGGCUUACGUCUAAACCAAUCGACGACUUCAAUAAAGCUGAAUCCAUCUCUGAGCUGGGAACUAUAUUUGAAGAGUAUUUUGACAUCUACGAAGCAGAGGAAAGAGCUAUGAAUGGUGUUUUGCUCCAUGAUCCUACCAUGCGCCAUGUGUGGAAAACAGGCGCUUUUUGGUAUUUUAAUGCAAUCAAAAUACCAAAAGGAAUGUAUAGGAUCUUCAAUACCAACAUCCAACCCCUUUUCAACAAGGAGCACUGCAGAGGGUCUGUUUUGAUCAUGCAUUCUUUUGGUAUUGGGGUAAAGGGGUAAAGGGGCUUAUUGAAAAGAAACUUAAAGAUAAAGAGAAAUAUGUCGCGGAGAUCA
This is a messenger RNA of Daldinia caldariorum, 1604 nucleotides long. RefSeq lists its product as uncharacterized. The transcript has 2 exons. Lineage: Eukaryota; Fungi; Ascomycota; Sordariomycetes; Xylariales; Hypoxylaceae. The record is from RefSeq and is a predicted model, not a curated record. The coding region runs from base 108 to 1550 and encodes 480 amino acids.